This is a messenger RNA of Colletotrichum lupini, 537 nucleotides long. RefSeq lists its product as uncharacterized. Bases 1 to 537 code for a protein of 178 amino acids. The transcript has 5 exons. NCBI's taxonomy places the organism in Eukaryota, Fungi, Ascomycota, Sordariomycetes, Glomerellales, Glomerellaceae. The record is from RefSeq and is a predicted model, not a curated record.
AUGGCUGAUGUUAUACUGCCGGAGCUCCAGAUUAUGUUGCCAAAGCUCAAGGUAAACCACCAUAAGCACGGAAAUACCAACCUAGGGCAACCCGGCAUCCCCGCCGGCGCUCACAUUAGUCAGGGACAGAACGAAGUUCACUGGAUAAUGCUCGGCUUCAGACGUGCUGCCCCACACCAUCUGCCCAGGCUCGAUAGCUUUUUGAGAACCUUGGCAUCCCAUCCCGUUCGGCGCACACCAACCCCAUUCGCCUCGGAAGUGCCGCUGAGACGUGACACUCGCUGCGUUGCGUUGCGUUGCGUUGCGUUGCGUUGCGUUGCGUUGCGUUGCGUUGCGUUGCGUUGCGUUGCGUUUCUGCCCGGUCUGUCGCCCUCUUAUGAGACAGAAUCGUCUCACUUUCCCGUCCACUCCACCCAAGUGGGUGACAUAGUCGUUGGCCGCUCUAUGACCCUAGCUCUUUUCCUACUGUUCUUUAAGGGCGAUGAUAUUCUGCCAGCACCUGCCGAUAUCCCGCCCCCAAGCGAAGAUGGCCCCUAA